Owenia fusiformis is the source of this 2654-nucleotide messenger RNA. Lineage: Eukaryota; Metazoa; Annelida; Polychaeta; Sabellida; Oweniidae. The record is from the annotation of a GenBank genome assembly.
UGUCCAAAUGGCAAUGGAAACUCGAUUUUCUUGUCAGACUGUUGAGUAGGAAUUGAACAGUUUAGUUGAGCUGGAAGAUCUAUUUGUACCCAAUAUAGAUAUAGUUACGCAUAUAUCUUCAUAAAGUUAUUUUUGAUAUACAGUAUCACGUAACAGUUAAACUGACGAGUGUGUGGAUUUACUCUAUCGUGGUUAUCAUUCGCAUUUUAUAUUUUCUCUGUAUCAGACGGAGAUGAAAAGAGUACCGAGUUUAAUUUUUGUGACUAACAAGUUUUAUAUUUUGGUCAUAAACCUUCUAUGAGUCAGGUAAAUCAAAACAAAUGUUUGUGCAUUCUUUAAAAUCGAGAGCGUACAACUGAAUACAAUACCUCCUUGGAUUUACCUGUUGAAACGACAAACAUAAAAAGAACGUUUCAGUGACUGUUAUCGUCACGUGCACUAAGUAAAAGUCAUACCUUCGUGACCUUAAGUUACAACACUUUCGUAAGGAGUUACACCCCGGGAGUUACAUGAGGAAUAGUGAAAAAUAUUCGGAUUUUAUAAAGAUUUACAGUAAACGCGAGUGAAGUUACACAGCCUUGCCUCAUGUUAAAGGCCAAUGAGAUGUGAUUACAGCACAAACAGAGAUAAAGCACUAUAAGUAUGACAAGUGAACUACAACUUCACUGAAGAACGAAAGUGAACAACACAACAAAACAUUGGAUAGAGCCAUAGGCACUGAAAUAUCAUGCGGCUGUUAGUUCUGCUUAUAUUGGUGCUUGUGUGUAGUGGAAUUCAUGCGAGGAGGAGGAAAGAUCGCCAUGGCAACCAUGCGCGACGAGGCAAAUCACCGUGGAAACAUUCAUGGAUAGAUGACUCUUUGCGCGAUUUCUCACCUAGUAUCACUGUGAGAACAUCGCACCCAUUGGAUGUCAUUGGACGUGGGGGAGAGUCACUCGAAGAUUUCCUAAAUAGGCUGAUAGUUGGUAUCCGUGUCAACCAUGGACAAUGGUAUGAGGGACCAAAUGUCUGUAGCAGUGAGAAAGAAGAGAACUCCACAGCAUCAGAAAAAGGAAAGGAAAUCAUUUUCCACAGCAUCGUUAAGAUUAGCACCUGUGAUGAGGUGGCUGAUACAUAUAGGUGUAUCACAAAAACCCAAGUAGGGGAUGACAUCACGACGCACACCAAGGUGUUCGAGUGCUGCGACGGCUUUGAAAGAGAUGACGUCACAGGACGAUGCUCUACAAGAAGGGCAACCAAAGAUAUCAUGGCAGUUCUGCACGACGCUGGUGCCAUAGAAACAGCAAGUGCUUUAAGGAGCCUCGAUCUGAAUAAACUGCUGACCAGGGGAAAAUUCACAAUUUUCGCGCCAAAAGAUGAAUCGUUCAAAUCCUACAAGCCAAAAACUGGGAUACACGCUGAUAGAAACAUGGUGAUGGUUACGAAGGAUGACAACGAAGUGAUAAACAAGCUUGAGCAACUCAUAUCGAACCACAUCGUGACUGGUGUCUACAAGACAGGCGAUCUACUAGAUGAACAAAUUCUCAACACAACUAAUCCACUUUCUACUCUGCGCAUCAACAUAUACCACAGACCCAAGAAGUUAAUCACGGCAAACUGCGUUCCAAUAUCAGGCGCCAACAAGCGUGCCACGAAUGGUGUGGUUCACGUUGUAGACAAAGUCUUGGAACCAGUCUCCCUUACACUACUCGAGAUAAUUAGCAAGAAUCCCCAGUUCACUAUCCUGAAAACUGUCCUUAGCAAGACGGGUAUAUCAAGAGAUCUAAGGGGAGCGGGCCAAUACACGCUAUUUGCACCAACAGAUGCUGCCUUCAGGAAGCUCAACCGAAAGUUCCAAGACAAACUUCUAUCUGGGUCUCCUUGUGCUACAGACAUCGUUAAAAGUCAUCUCCUUCCCUUUGUGAUCUGUAGCAGCGUUAUAGUUAGCAAAAGUGUGUCACGUGAUAUCUUGGGUCAGAGGGUCAACCUUACGAGGGAUGACGACAACAAACUCUUCUUCAAUGAUGCACAGAUCACGAGACCAGAUGUCAUGGGAACCAAUGGUGUUCUACAUGUCAUCGAUGAGGUUUAUCUACCAGAACAAGCCAUGGAUGUGCUAGAUGUGGCUGAUGAGUUGGAGGCCAGCAAGUUCACAGAGUUAGUUGAGAAAGCUGGUCUGACUAAGAUGCUGCAAGAUCUCACCAACUUUACACUCUUCUUGCCUACCAAUGAAGCAUUCAAGAAGCUUCCAGAGGGCACAUUGGAAGACCUCAAGGAGGAUCCAGAGUCAUUGGCUGAGCUGCUCAAGUAUCACCUCACCAAACCAGAUAUUUCAUGUAGAGAUGAACUCACCAAAUAUUCUUCACUUACAUCAUUAGACCAAGACAACAAUAAGAUACAUAUCAAUUCUUAUAAACACUCAAAUUUCUUCUUGGACAACAAGUUUACAUACACUGCCCAGUGUGUGCCUCUCAGCCAGAAAGGACAUAGCACGUGUGGGGGAGAUGUCCAUGUGGUGGAAAAGGUAUUGAUGCCUCCAAGGGGAGAUCUGUUGGACAUUCUGUCAAUGGACAAAGACUUUGGUACAUUUGUUAAAAUGGCCAAAAUAAGUGGUGUUGCAGAAAUGCUGCAAGGAGAGAGCGAAUACACAAUUUUUGCACCAACCAAUGAGGUAU